AUGUUCGAUCAAAAACAAGUACAAGAAUUUAAAGAAGCCUUUAAUCUUAUGGAUCAAGAUCGUGAUGGUACAGUUAGUAUGGAUGAUCUUAAAGAAGUAUAUGCAUCACUUGGAAAAGCACCAAAAGAUGCUGAACUAAAAGCCAUGCUUGAUGAAGCUCAAGGUGCAGUUAACUUUACUAUGUUAUUGACAUUAUUCGGAGAUCGAUUAAAUGGUACCGAUGAAGAAAAUGUUAUUUUAAAUGCAUGGAAAAAUUUCGAUCAAGAAGGACACGGAUUUAUUAAUCAAAAAAGUCUACGAGAAGUACUUACUGGUGAAGGACGUCCAGAUGAAAGAUUAACCGAUAUGGAGUUCAGUCAAAUGCUUGAUGGUGCUCCAAUAGAUCCAAAGGGAAAUCUUGAUUAUGGUGCAUUUACACGACAGAUCAAACGUGGCAAAGAAGACGAGUAG
This is a messenger RNA of Rotaria sp. Silwood2, 450 nucleotides long. The record is from the annotation of a GenBank genome assembly. NCBI's taxonomy places the organism in Eukaryota, Metazoa, Rotifera, Eurotatoria, Philodinida, Philodinidae.